Molecule: messenger RNA, 585 nt
Organism: Colletotrichum higginsianum IMI 349063
Lineage: Eukaryota; Fungi; Ascomycota; Sordariomycetes; Glomerellales; Glomerellaceae
Exons: 1
Coding region: 1-585 (194 amino acids)
Source: RefSeq, a predicted model, not a curated record
AUGGGCCGUGGCCGUCAGCAAGGAAUGGAUGAGAUCAUUGUACCGCCCCUAUUCGUCCACCUUUUGCUUGGUGCUGUCGAUCCUCGACGCCGCAGCAUCCGGGGGGGCAACGACAGGGCCUGGACUGUGUUCGGCUACAAGCUUCCUGUCAACUUAGCCCGCUGCGAUAACGACGGCGCGAUGCCACGGGCGGCACAGCAAAUGAGCAAAGCCGGUGGAGGCCCAGGUGCUGAACCCGGCCGGUCACGCGCUUUGUCCCGCGCCGUCCGGAGGAACGGGGUUGAAGCUGUCAGCAAAAGGGGUCGGACUCUGAAGGAACUUCGAAGCGUCUUCCGGUCCUCCAGAUCAUUAUGCGGGACUCGGUUCGGAUGGCGUACCAUGGAGAUGAGCGAGACGACGGUCGUCAGAACGACAGUGUUUGUGUCCGUACCAGACGAGAGGGGUAGAAUCCUUUCAAUCGUAAGCAAACCCGGGGGCCCCAAGACCCCUCCCCAGCCUCAAGCCAAGAGAGGCUGGGCAUUCGACAAGCAAUCGACCCCAACAUUUCGUGACGCGGCCUGCUGCUCCUGCGCAAUCGGACCCUAG